Ictidomys tridecemlineatus (thirteen-lined ground squirrel) is the source of this 3355-nucleotide messenger RNA. It is a transcript of the gene Sox5, whose product is annotated as SRY-box transcription factor 5. Gene Ontology annotation, biological process: cell fate commitment; positive regulation of chondrocyte differentiation; regulation of transcription by RNA polymerase II. Gene Ontology annotation, molecular function: RNA polymerase II cis-regulatory region sequence-specific DNA binding; DNA-binding transcription factor activity, RNA polymerase II-specific. NCBI's taxonomy places the organism in Eukaryota, Metazoa, Chordata, Mammalia, Rodentia, Sciuridae. The record is from RefSeq and is a predicted model, not a curated record. Gene Ontology annotation, cellular component: nucleus.
ACACACACACACAGAGUGAAAAAGGCGAGCCACCAAAACCCAUCUCCAGUCUCCUCCCGGGGGCCCCCAGCCCGCCACUGUGCCACUUUGCAUCCCACGCCAGAGGAGACAUUAACGAGACCGGGUAAGGCCUUUUAACCAGUUUGUGGUACAAAGAUACACGUCAGGAGGACCCUUAGGAGUCGUGGACAAGCCUCCCUGCAUGUGGCAGCAUUCCUCUUGCUGAUGACACGAUUCCUGUUUGAAUCAGUUUACAAGAUUCUGAAAGCUGAACAGGGAUUUGUGGUACUGUACUGGGAAAGAAAAAGCAUUGCAAGAAGUAGAUAAUAUCAAGGACACCAGGAGUGGGAGAGAUUGGACUGGAAGACUCAACAGGGUUCCUAAGGUGGAAACUAAAGCCUCAGGAUGUCUUCCAAGCGACCAGCCUCUCCGUAUGGGGAAGCAGAUGGAGAGGUAGCCAUGGUGACAAGCAGACAGAAAGUGGAAGAAGAGGAGAGUGACGGGCUCCCAGCCUUUCACCUUCCCUUGCAUGUGAGUUUUCCCAACAAGCCUCACUCUGAGGAAUUUCAGCCAGUUUCUCUGCUGACGCAAGAGACUUGUGGCCAUAGGACUCCCACUUCUCAGCACAAUACAAUGGAAGUUGAUGGCAAUAAAGUUAUGUCUUCAUUCGCUCCACACAACUCAUCUACCUCACCUCAGAAGGCAGAAGAAGGUGGGCGACAGAGUGGCGAAUCCUUGUCUAGCGCAGCCCUGGGGACUCCUGAGCGGCGCAAGGGCAGCUUGGCUGACGUUGUUGACACCUUGAAGCAGAGGAAAAUGGAGGAGCUCAUCAAAAAUGAACCAGAAGAAACCCCCAGUAUUGAAAAGCUACUCUCAAAGGACUGGAAAGACAAGCUUCUUGCAAUGGGAUCAGGGAACUUUGGCGAAAUAAAAGGGACUCCAGAAAGCCUAGCUGAGAAAGAGAGGCAGCUCAUGGGUAUGAUCAAUCAGCUGACAAGUCUGCGAGAGCAGCUGUUGGCUGCCCACGAUGAGCAGAAGAAACUGGCUGCAUCUCAGAUUGAGAAACAGCGCCAGCAAAUGGAGCUGGCUAAGCAGCAACAAGAGCAGAUUGCAAGACAACAGCAGCAACUCCUGCAGCAACAACACAAAAUCAAUUUGCUUCAGCAACAGAUCCAGCAGGUUCAAGGUCAGCUGCCGCCAUUAAUGAUCCCCGUAUUCCCUCCUGAUCAACGGACACUGGCUGCAGCUGCCCAACAAGGAUUCCUCCUCCCUCCAGGCUUCAGCUAUAAGGCUGGAUGUAGUGACCCUUACCCUGUUCAGCUGAUCCCAACUACCAUGGCAGCUGCUGCCGCAGCAACACCAGGCUUAGGCCCACUCCAACUGCAGCAGUUAUAUGCUGCCCAGCUAGCUGCAAUGCAGGUGUCUCCAGGAGGAAAGCUUCCAGGCAUACCCCAAGGCAACCUUGGUGCUGCUGUAUCUCCUACCAGCAUCCAUACAGACAAGAGCACAAACAGCCCGCCACCCAAAAGCAAGGAUGAAGUGGCACAGCCACUGAACCUAUCAGCCAAACCCAAGACCUCUGAUGGCAAAUCACCCACAUCACCCACCUCUCCCCAUAUGCCAGCUCUGAGAAUAAACAGUGGGGCAGGCCCCCUCAAAGCCUCUGUCCCAGCAGCAUUAGCUAGUCCUUCAGCCAGAGUUAGCACAAUAGGUUAUUUAAAUGACCAUGAUGCUGUCACCAAGGCCAUCCAAGAAGCACGGCAGAUGAAGGAGCAACUUCGGCGGGAACAACAGGUGCUUGAUGGGAAGGUGGCUGUUGUGAAUAGUCUAGGUCUCAAUAACUGCCGGACAGAAAAGGAAAAAACAACACUGGAAAGUCUGACUCAGCAACUGGCAGUUAAACAGAAUGAAGAAGGAAAAUUUAGCCAUGCAAUGAUGGAUUUCAAUAUGAGUGGAGAUUCUGAUGGAAGUGCUGGAGUUUCAGAGUCAAGAAUUUAUAGGGAAUCCAGGGGGCGUGGUAGCAAUGAACCCCACAUAAAGCGUCCAAUGAAUGCCUUCAUGGUAUGGGCUAAAGAUGAGCGGAGGAAAAUUCUUCAAGCCUUUCCUGACAUGCACAACUCCAACAUCAGCAAGAUACUGGGAUCUCGCUGGAAAGCUAUGACAAACCUAGAGAAACAGCCAUAUUAUGAGGAGCAAGCCCGUCUCAGCAAGCAGCACCUGGAGAAGUACCCUGACUACAAGUACAAGCCCAGGCCAAAGCGCACCUGCCUUGUAGAUGGCAAAAAGCUGCGCAUUGGAGAAUACAAGGCGAUAAUGAGGAACCGGCGACAGGAAAUGCGGCAAUACUUCAAUGUUGGGCAACAAGCACAGAUCCCCAUCGCCACCGCGGGUGUUGUGUACCCUGGAGCCAUCGCCAUGGCUGGGAUGCCCUCCCCUCACCUGCCCUCGGAGCACUCGAGUGUGUCCAGCAGCCCAGAGCCUGGGAUGCCUGUUAUCCAGAGCACUUACGGUGUGAAAGGAGAGGAGCCACAUAUCAAAGAAGAGAUACAGGCUGAGGACAUCAAUGGAGAAAUUUAUGAUGAGUACGAUGAGGAUGAGGAUGAUCCCGAUGUAGAUUAUGGGAGUGACAGUGAAAACCAUAUUGCAGGACAAGCCAACUGAUAAGGGUCAAAAGAUGGUUGUGACCUUAGGACUUAAAGAAGCCCUAGCUGGUUCAUCCUUACCAGUGGCCAAGCACAUUAACUUUCUCAUACACUGACUGUUACUUUAACUGUUAGUCUUAAAUAGUUGGGACAUCAGCUGACUAAUAGACCUCAGCCUCAAAAGGCUUGGAAAGGAAAAAAAAAAAAACACAACAAGCAAACAACAAUAUCAACAACAAGAGAUUGAAAUAAGCUAUGGGUAAAAAUAAUGCCAGUAAUUCAGCUGCUACAUCCAAGCACUGAAGUCUUACCCGUCAACUUUUUUUUUUUUUUUAAUAAACUUUAUGGCUGUUUGUUCUACAAUGUUCUAGAAAUUCUCACUCAGGUACACAGUGCCAACAAGUGGCUUGUGAAUGUGUUUUGUUGUUUUGUGCUACAAUUUUUAAAAAGAAAUUAAGUUUUGUUUUGUUUUUUGGGGGGUUUCUGGGUUUUUUCCUUUUUCUUUCCUUUCCUUAUUAUUGUUAUUAUUUUUGGUUGUUGUUGUAAUGCACCUGACAGAAAAAAAAAAAGAAAGAUGAAUUUCUCUUUAUUUCUCUCCACCUUCUCCAUCUCUAUACUUUAAAGAUGGAAGUCUGUGCAUGGGGGGAAGAGGGAAAAAGAGCCUGUUUUUAACUUCCUUGCUAUCUACCACAAAUACAUAAUUAUUUUCUUUA